CGGACCCCCCUCCGACACGUCAGAAGAUAGACGGCCCCGUGACGCCUGUCCUCUUUCCCCGUCGGAUACCAGCCGAGGCAGCACGCGACCCGACGGUUACCAAGCGAUAAAAACAUCCAACUAAAAUACCAAAAUGAGCGGAUUGCAGUGCCUCGCCACCGAGAACGUCUGGUUCGACAAACAGCGCUACGACGACGCAGAGAAGUGCUUCUACGAGGGCGCCAAUGGCACCGUCACGAAGUCCCAUUAUGUUCACUGUGUACAUCCCGGCGCGCAGGCAAAAACGGCAGUGCUGCAACCCAAAACGGCCCCUCAAAAACGCCGCCAGCGAAACUCCUCCUCACAUGGAGGAGGAGACCAGGAGCUGGUUUCUCGUAUGAAGGGCAUGGAGCUGGAGAACCAGACUCUGCACAAAGUGGUGGAGGAGAUGAGGGCAGCCCUGCAGAAGCUUGAGCUCAGAGUGGCUUCGCUUGAAAAGAGCCCGGCGGGCGUCACGUGUACAAAGGCUGCCCCAGUCAAAGCUGCCCCAGUGAAGGUGGAAAAUGGAGACGACGAUGACAGUGACAUUGACUUGUUCGGCAGUGAUGACGAUGAGGAAGCAGAACGCAUCAAGCAGGAGCGCCUGGACGCCUACGCAGCCAAGAAGUCCAAGAAACCUGCCCUCAUCGCCAAGUCGUCCAUCCUGCUGGACGUUAAGCCGUGGGACGAUGAGACCGACAUGGGGAAACUGGAGGAGUGUGUGCGGUCCGUGCAGAUGGACGGGCUCCUGUGGGGCGCGUCCAAACUGGUGCCCGUCGGCUACGGCAUCAAGAAGCUGCAAAUCAACUGCGUGGUCGAGGACGACAAAGUCGGCACCGACAUCCUGGAGGAGGAACUCACCAAGUUUGAGGACUAUAUCCAGAGUAUAGAUGUUGCUGCCUUCAAUAAGAUCUAAGCUCCAAAGUGUUGCUGCUGCUCCUGGAUUACACAUUUAUUAAAAUGUAAAGUUGA
Messenger RNA from Pungitius pungitius (ninespine stickleback), 990 nucleotides. RefSeq names its product eukaryotic translation elongation factor 1 delta a (guanine nucleotide exchange protein) (gene eef1da). Gene Ontology annotation, cellular component: cytosol; eukaryotic translation elongation factor 1 complex. Gene Ontology annotation, biological process: translational elongation. Bases 134 to 934 code for a protein of 266 amino acids. The transcript has 8 exons. Gene Ontology annotation, molecular function: guanyl-nucleotide exchange factor activity; translation elongation factor activity. NCBI's taxonomy places the organism in Eukaryota, Metazoa, Chordata, Actinopteri, Perciformes, Gasterosteidae. The record is from RefSeq and is a predicted model, not a curated record.